ACCAAAGGGAGCGGCGGAAGGAUACGGGCGGGAGGCGCAUGCGCGGCAGGGGACAGGGCGGGCGGCUGCGUGCGAUGGGAGCUGUGGCGGCGGGCGCGCGAGCUCUGAGGGGCUGCGGCCGCCCGGUGCUGGGAUGGGGCAGCGGCCGCCGCCGGCUCUGGGCGCUGUCGGGACGCUGCGCCGCCGCUUCUCCCCCCACCGGCUCUUUGGCGGGCUCUGGUGCGCUGAGCCCGUUCGACCGGGGGCUGAAGCGGAAGCAGAAGAACUGGGCGGCGCGGCAGGCCGAGCCCGCCAAGUGCGAGUACCUGCGGGAGGAGGUCGGCGGCCGGAUAGCGGACAGGGUGUUUGACAUCACCAGAACAUUUCCUCUUGCGUUGGAUCUGGGCUCUGGAAGAGGUUACAUAGCUCAACAUUUAACCAAGGAAACAGUUGAAAAACUCAUUCAAGUUGAUAUUGCAGAGAAUGCUCUAAAAAAUGCUGUGGCAUCUGAAAUCCCUACAGUGCAUGUUGUAGCUGAUGAGGAAUUCCUUCCUUUCAAAGAAGAUACAUUUGAUCUUGUUGUCAGCAGCUUAAGUUUACAUUGGGUGAACGACCUUCCUAGAGCUUUUAAAGAGAUUCACCAAGUUCUUAAGCCAGAUGGAGUAUUCAUUGGUGCAAUGUUUGGGGGAGACACUCUGUAUGAGCUUCGCUGCUCUUUGCAGUUAGCAGAAUUGGAGAGAGAAGGAGGAUUUUCUCCUCAUGUAUCACCAUUCACUGCUGUCUCUGACUUAGGACACCUGCUGUCGAGAGCUGGCUUUAACACCCUGACUGUGGAUACUGAUGAAAUUCAGGUCAACUACCCAGGGUUGUUUGAGGUUAUGGAAGACUUGCAAGGUAUGGGGGAGAGUAAUUGCUCUUGGAAUAGAAAACCUCUGCUACACAGAGAGACAAUGUUGGCAGCUGCUGCGAUAUACCGAGAAAUGUAUGGAAACAGCGAUGGCUCGGUACCUGCCACCUUCCAAAUCUACUACAUGAUUGGCUGGAAGUUCCACGAAUCACAGGCAAGACCAGCCCAGAGAGGUUCUGCAACAGUUUCACUGGGAGAUCUGGCAAAAAUAGACAGACUUCUUUCAAGAGGAAAAAAAUAGUUCUUAAUCAGAAAUAGUUCUCUUGAAUCUUCUGUAAAACUUCAUCGCAAAUAGUCUUCACUUGUGCUUGUUUUAUGGCAUCAUUGUGGAAUUACAAUAAUCAGAAGGCAGUGGGUUGGUUUUUUUUACUGCAUGUGCUACAACAUCAUGUGUGUAAAAUGGUGUUUAUUUUUUGUUUCUAUAGAAAUAUGAGCCAUAUUCUAAGUGAAUGUAUCCUCUCUCAACUUUUAAUUAAAAUAUUAUCCUCAAACAUAA
Colius striatus (speckled mousebird) is the source of this 1382-nucleotide messenger RNA. RefSeq names its product NADH:ubiquinone oxidoreductase complex assembly factor 5 (gene NDUFAF5). Gene Ontology annotation, molecular function: S-adenosylmethionine-dependent methyltransferase activity. Gene Ontology annotation, cellular component: mitochondrion. Gene Ontology annotation, biological process: mitochondrial respiratory chain complex I assembly. The transcript has 11 exons. The record is from RefSeq and is a predicted model, not a curated record. The coding region runs from base 39 to 1127 and encodes 362 amino acids. NCBI's taxonomy places the organism in Eukaryota, Metazoa, Chordata, Aves, Coliiformes, Coliidae.